UCUCUCCACGCUCUUAAAAACUUAAAUCUUAAAAAAAUGUCGUACCCCGUGUGCUGUUUCUUUAAGGCUAACGGGCAGUUAGCAUGAACCAGGAACAUCUCAGCAAACACCUGCACAAAGCUGUUACUCUUCCACCCGAAAGCUCUAAAUAAUGUCGAAACAAACAUUCGGAAUCUCUUUUUAAGCCUGAACCUCCCUUUGAGCUUUAAAUAUUCACUCCUCCCUUCUUUAAAAAAAAAAGGUUUACAGCCUCUAAAACAUUUGUGGAUUAUUCUACUACGAACUCGUAUCAAGGCACAAUAUUCCCCAAGGUCAAGGUUGUUUUAAAACAAGAUUUGGCAAGAAGUGAAAACAUCGAUGAAGGACGUCUGCUAAAGAAUCCGCGAAAAGAAAGGAUAAUUACAAUCCGUCCCGAGAGGUGGAACCUGUAUUUAAUGACAAAAAUACACCAAAGACAAUCUUUUUUUUAAAGCUUUUUCUUCCGAGCAGCGACUCUCUUCUCCCACCAGGAUGUUAGAAACCAACACAAAGUGCUUCUAGUCGUCAUGAUGCUGAAAGAAAGAAAGUCCUGAGUGGAGCAUUUUCUACCACUGGUGAACUUUACUGAAAGACCUACAGCAUGGGACUCAGCUGCUUCAAGUCCUGGAAACAUGACAGCACAGGCCACAAAGGAAACAGAGACGUGUUGGCCAGCCCGGGGUCCUACUUCUUCCUCUCUAACAGCGCCGGUCAGGGCGACGAGUGGCUGAAGAGCCUCAACAAGGGAGUCUGGAUCCCUUUUACAGGAGUCUUUGGGCAGCGCCUGGAGGAGACGGUGCUCUAUGAGCGGCGGUACGGGGUGCGUUUGGUUCCCCUGGUGGUGGAGCAGUGUGUGGACUUCAUCCGGGCGUGCGGCCUGCACGAGGUGGGCUUGUUUCGCCAGCCGGGACAGGCCAGUCUGAUCAAAGAGCUGCAGGAGGCCUUCGAUGCGGGAGAGAGGCCGUCCUUCGACAGUCGCACAGACGUGCACACAGUGGCGUCACUGCUAAAGCUGUACCUCCGACAGCUGCCGGAGCCCCUGGUUCCUUACAGACGCUACCAGGACUUCCUGCUGUGUGGUCAGAAGCUGUUGAUUGAACGCACUCUGGUCUUGGCAGAGUUGAGAAAUCUUCUGCAUGAGUUGCCAGUUGCAAACUUCAACCUACUCCACUUUAUCUGCCAGUUUCUAAACGAGGUCCAGAGUUACUCCAGCAGUAACAAGAUGAGCGGACAGAACUUGGCCACCGUGUUUGGACCGAACAUCCUCCGAGCCAAAGCUGAGGACCCUCAAAGCAUCAUGGGAGGUGCGGCCCUGGUCCAGGUGCUGAUGUUGGAGCUGAUCAGAGAGCACGAGUCUCUGUUUGCCAAAGUGGGCCCGACCUCCCGCGCCCUUCCCCCGCCAGGCUCCCGUCGUUCCCCCGGCGCCCUGCGGCAGCCGCACCUCCAGCCGCCGCCCUGCCUCCGCCAGCUGUCGAUGCCUCUCAUCGCGGAUCGCUCCGGACAGGACCCCAGCGGCGUCUCCUCGGCCGCUGCCAAAUCUGACUUGUCCUUCGGCCAGAAGAGAUUUCUCGGCCAUCGCUACACCUCCUCCCACCCAGAGAACUGCUUCUACCCCGUGCCGUCCUCCAGUCAGCCCCUCCAGCACCAUUCUGACCGACACCACAUCGAUUAUCGCCAGCGCCACGCCGGGCCAGGGGCCUCCUGCGCAGAUGUUGACCCUGGAGAGGCGGGCCCUGGUUUCUGGAGGCCUGGCGGCGCAGAGGAAGAAGGCGCAGCGCCAGGACCGGCCAGCAGGCGGAGCAGCGAGGCCCGGGAGGACAGCAACCUUUCUGCCUACGACAACCUGGACGGAGAGUCCCCGGGUCGCAGGACGCAGGGCGCCGGGCGCUUUGAAAGCGACGAUCCGGGAGGCCACGUCGGACCUGGCGGGGAAGAUGCUGCGCUGGCGGGGGCGGGGCCUUCAGGGGACUCCUCGUCUUCGUGGUCUUCCUGCGAGGUUCUACCGUUGGACGAGGGCGGUGAGGCCAUGGCCUUGGUUUGUCCCGACGCAUCGCCAAAGACACCCACGACCCCGGGGCGGGUGGCGGGGGAGGAAAGCGGCGACGACGGCGAUCCCGAAGGCUGCAGCGACAACGAUGAGGACAACUACGGCGGGGACGGCGGCGUCUACCACCUUAACUCCCCGGCUUCCUGUUCCGUACCCAGUGGCAGCCCUCUCAGUACGGGCAGCUCGGAGGUGUUCCUCCCCUCUGGUCCGCCAGUCCUGCGGGGGCCUGAGCCCACGUCAAAGCCCGGGGACGCUCAUUCAACCCUGGCCGAGCUGCAGCAUCAGAUGGCCCAGCAGAAGGCCGAGUACCAGACCAGGAUACAGAGGUUGGAGCGCUGCAACGACGUCCUGGAGCGGCAGGUGGCGGUCCUGCGGGUCAGCCUGGAGCGGCAGAAGCGCAGCCGCAGCGUCGCCCAGAUCAAGGUCCGCAACAUGGAGCGGGCCAAGGCGGACGCCGACCUCCGGAACAAAACGCUGCAGAGGGAGAUGCAGCUGUUCUUCCAGAUGUACGGGGAGGCCAAGAGAAGGGCAGGGGACGAGGGAGGAAGAGGAGGCCGAGGGAGUCUCUGAAGAUGGACGGGAGGAUUCUUUGGAGCGUGCAGAGGAGGAUGUGACAGAAAGGGGGAGGGGGGGGG
Pungitius pungitius (ninespine stickleback) is the source of this 2700-nucleotide messenger RNA. RefSeq names its product rho GTPase-activating protein 22-like. The transcript is spliced from 9 exons. The coding region runs from base 620 to 2635 and encodes 671 amino acids. Gene Ontology annotation, molecular function: GTPase activator activity. Gene Ontology annotation, cellular component: focal adhesion. Lineage: Eukaryota; Metazoa; Chordata; Actinopteri; Perciformes; Gasterosteidae. The record is from RefSeq and is a predicted model, not a curated record. Gene Ontology annotation, biological process: negative regulation of Rac protein signal transduction; activation of GTPase activity; wound healing, spreading of epidermal cells.